UUUGUCCAAUACUGGAAGAAACGGAUUUCCCACCAAAACGACCGAUUGUAAUUGCCACUUGGCAACUCCUCGGUUCUCUCACCGGCUUCAAUGGCUUUUUGAGCCUUGACUUCAUUUUCUUGGCCUGCCAAGCAACCCACCAGGCCACCAUAAUACCAUAUACAACCUAAAAAGUCGAGAAAUUGUGUUAAAACUCAUGUAGUGAGACAGAGAGCUCCAAGUCCAAGACCAGGCUCUCACUUCCUCAUCUUCUUCUCCUUCUAUUUUGUCUACUUGUUUUGCUUUCUUCAAGUCUCUGAAGUUUCUUCUUUUCAAUGACGGAGACAUCUAUGAAACUUAAAUUUCCAGCACAGAAUUUAUUGCCAAUUCGGACGAUUUUUUGUUUCAUCUAUAUUUUGUCGGUUUCGCUGCUUCCAUGAAUUAAAACAAACAGAGCAUCGGUGGCAGUAGAAUUCCGGAUUUCUCCUUCUUCAUUUGACUCACGAGACUCCCAUGGAGCCUCAACCUUGUAAUUCCUCCUCUUGAUGAUUUAAUUGGGUUUUGCUUAUCUCUUGUUCUUCUGGGUUCUAUUGGGUAUUCCGUAUUCGUGAAAAUGAGUCAACUAGGUGUGAUAUUGCAGGAAUCGAGAAACAGAGAGAGGGAGACAAUUACGAUUCUCGGAUUGCUGAGGGAGCAAAUGGACGGACUAGAUGGAACGUUGAGGAGGAAAAGGACACUUAAAGAACGUCUAGGAAUCGGCAUGGGAUGUUGUGGCGGUUCCCGGGCUUUUGGACCUACCUCCAUGAGUGUCAGAGAUGAUGACGAAGAAGACGAAGAGCUCCCACAACAACAAAACCAACAACAGCAAAUACAGGUGAUUAAUACGAGCACCGAAAGUGUUCAGGUUCCAGAUUGUGUUUCUCCGGCCCAGAUCCAGACCAGUUCGGGUAUGAACUUAGCGGCGGCUUUAGCAGCAGAGAGGCAAUUCAGGGCGUCAAACGAACCGGAAGAACCCUUAAUCAGGUCCAUUAAUGAUAGCAAUGUGGGCCAGACUGAUGACGAUCCAACGGUUGGGAUUACGAGACCGGGUACUCCGUUAAGGGUGUCCCUGAUGCGGUUGUUAGAUUUGACGGCGGACCGCGGAGAUCAAGGAGAGGUGGUGGCGGUAGGGACAGAAAAAGAGGCUGAGGGAGGUGGGGUCGUGGCGGGCAAUGAUUCUGUGUGUUGCGUGUGCAUGGUGAGAAAGAAAGGCGCAGCGUUUAUUCCAUGUGGUCACACUUUUUGCAGAGUGUGUACGAGGGAGCUUUGGUUGACCCGAGGCUCUUGUCCCCUCUGCAAUCGUUUGAUCCUCGAGAUUCUCGACAUAUUCUGAUACAGCUAAGAUCAUGAUGCGUGACUGAUUUCAACGGUUCUGAUGUGCCUAGAGAUUUGUGUACGUUGGUGAACUGUAAAGGUGAGGGCACAAGGAGAAUUUUUAUUUUUUUUUUUUCUUUUUAUUUUCAGUUUUCUAUAGAAAUCCAUUUUAAUUACGA
Messenger RNA from Tripterygium wilfordii, 1511 nucleotides. RefSeq lists its product as uncharacterized. The record is from RefSeq and is a predicted model, not a curated record. The transcript has a single exon. Bases 593 to 1351 code for a protein of 252 amino acids. NCBI's taxonomy places the organism in Eukaryota, Viridiplantae, Streptophyta, Magnoliopsida, Celastrales, Celastraceae.